CUUGUGGCGUUUUUGGCGCGCUUCGAAAAUUUGCCGACUACGCAAGGAGGUUGUUGUGUCAGCUCCGUUGGAAACCGAUAGCUUUGCAUUGUGUUACUUCUGCUCUUUGCUUGUCAGCAUAAACUGUGUUGACUCGAACUACACGUCUCUCUCUCCAUCUUUUUAUUCCCUGUGCCUUCUAGCCACUGUGGCUCAAGUUUUCUGGCAGCAGUAUUACCCAUUCUGUUAUCAUGGCACCUAUCCAAACGGUUCUGAACUAUUAUUCUGAACGAAAAACUGCUUCUGAUACCCGUGUGACACGAUCGAAAAAGCUGGUUGAUAAAAGUUCUCAAGAUGCGUCAAAACCAGAACAUGUAUUUAUUCAACCACAAGAUACUCCAUCUCAAACAAGAAGUAAAAGCAAAACAAAGGUGGAUUUGACUCCUCAAAAGAAGACUCCCUCAAAGCCUAGAAGUAGAAGAAACACAUGCAAGAGUACCAAUGGUGAGGAUGAUUCUGAAACAGAAAGUGGUCUUGCCUCUGACUUGGUUCUGGAUGACCCAAAUAGUGAUGACUUUUUGGAUGCUCCUCUCACAACUCCUAACAAACGGAGGACUAAAAGUAUGAAAGAACCCUGCUCACCACCUAAAAUUAAGUGUACAGAUGCGGACAAUUGGCUCUCCAACCCAGCAAUAACAGCUGGAACUCCAUCUUCUAUGCUAAAAACUCUGACUCUUAACUCCCCACCUGCUCUUGAGAAGACAAGUCAAACUUCUUUUGCACCCAAGUCAUUGUUUUCUGAGCCAGACGACCUUCUUGGGCGAGCUCGUAUUGCUCUGCACACACACUCUAAGACGAGCUUACCAGGAAGAGAACAAGAAUUGGCCCAACUUAAUGAUUUCAUUCAAAACCAUCUUGAGACAAAGACUUCUGGAUCACUUUAUAUUUCUGGACCACCAGGAACAGGGAAAACUGCCUGCCUUUCUCAAGUGUUGGAGAAACCUGAAUUGAAACGUCAUUUCAAAGUGGUCAACAUUAAUUGCACAUCUAUUGAAUCUCCUAAGGCAGUUUAUUCUCGUAUAGUGUCUCAGCUUGGGAUACAAGUGAGAACGAAAUCUGGAAAAGCAUACCAGGAGGCUAUUGAAAAUUACUUACUCUCAGGUCACAAGAUGAUACUUAUGGUAUUGGAUGAGAUGGAUCAACUUGAUACCCGCAGUAGAUCUGUGUUAUAUACCAUAUUUGAAUGGCCUCUAAGUUACCCUAAUGGAAUCAUAUUGAUUGGGAUAGCCAAUGCUCUAGAUCUUACAGAUCGCCUACUGCCCCGUCUGAAAGCAAAACUUCAGUUGGCUCCUCAGCUGCUUCAUUUUGCUCCAUACACCAAGCAGCAGCUCAUGAAUAUUUUUAAUACACGAUUAAAUGAGGCUAAUGCUUCCGAGGUGUUCGCUCCUGCUGCUAUACAACUUUUGGCAAGCAAGUUGUCAGCUGUGAAUGGAGAUGCUAGACGUGCUCUUGACACAGCAAGAAGAACUGUAGAGAAUGAAUCUCAAAAGAUGUUUGAGUCCAAAUUAGUCAGUGCCAACUGUCAAAGCCCUACAAAAUCUAUCUCAAACCUGCAGAAAAGCUCAGAAACUAGUCACCUCCGCAAAUCUCCAAGGAAAGCUCUUCAUAGUCAGGAAAUUGACAAGCAGGAUCGUAACACUGUACUUGAUCGAAUGAGGUCACCUCUCAGAUCAACUUUCAAUACUUUGAAGUCGCCCCUCAAAUCACCCCUGAAGUCACCUCUCAAAUCGCCCCUGAAAUCGCCCCUCAAGUCACCUCUUAAAUCGCCCCUCAGACUUCUCAUGAAGUCCCCUCUCAAAUCACCCUUGAAGUCCCCCUUCAAGUCUCCUACUCAUCUCAACUCGCCACGGAAGGAAAAUUUUUCACCUCUGAAACCAAAAUCUGCUAAAAAGUCUCUUUUCACUGAUUCUGACACUGACUCAAAACCUCUGGCAGCCCCCUCCAAUGUUGCUUCUCAAGUUAAUAAACCUUGUAUUAACAUUGCUAACAUAAUGAGUGUUGUUAAUGAUGUCUAUGGAUCAUCACAAGGGCUUGGGAAAGCAUCAGAUGGAGGAGAGGAACUCCCACUUCAUCAGAAGUUUGCAAUAUGUUCCUUGCUCCUUAUUCUUCGUGAAGGAAAAAGCAAAGAUGUAACAGUCGGCAAGCUUCAUGAUGUCUAUAGAAGAGUGUGCAUUAAGCGCCACAUGGAUCCAUUGGAUUCUGGAUCGUUUUUAAGCAUGUUAGGCUUGAUUGAAGCGCGAGGAAUUUUACUUUUACCUGGGAGGGGUAAAAAAAGUCGUCUUACAAAGGUCUGUAUGCAGUGGAUUGAAGAUGAAGUGGUUGCUGCUCUGAAAGACCGAGAUAUGUUAGCUACAAUUUUAAGAGAUAGAUCUUGUCUGUCAUAGAUACUAAUUAAGCUGUUGCUGUAUGGGUUUUUCUUGUUUCUUUGACUUGACAUUCCAAUUAACUGAGGCUUUUCAGGCAUAAAGGGAUCAAUGUUCUUGUAAGCAAAUUAAUUUAUGAAGUUUUGCCUAUGACCAUGAGUUCCGAUUUUGUGAUAGAGUAGUACCCAAUGGACCUGACUGAAAGUGUCAAAAAACUAUUGCCUUAUUUAAUUAUAAUUGUUUUAUAACAAAAUACUGUAUAACUGAUGUACUUCAUGAAAACUGCAAUGCCCAUUGCCUUGUUACCAAAAUGUUUGGUCUUUUGCCAAUCAUACCUUGUAUUAAUCUUACUUACGUAUAAUUUAUUUAUUUUGGUAUCUGUGUGAACAGUUGUGUGACAUGUAAGGACAUUAAUGGACAAAUAAAUUCAAUCAUUAUGUCUGGUAA
Molecule: messenger RNA, 2849 nt
Organism: Thrips palmi
Lineage: Eukaryota; Metazoa; Arthropoda; Insecta; Thysanoptera; Thripidae
Gene: Cdc6
Product: cell division control protein 6 homolog
Exons: 10
Coding region: 231-2423 (730 amino acids)
Biological process (GO): mitotic DNA replication checkpoint signaling; cell division; DNA replication initiation
Cellular component (GO): nucleus
Molecular function (GO): ATP hydrolysis activity; DNA replication origin binding
Source: RefSeq, a predicted model, not a curated record